Messenger RNA from Manis pentadactyla (Chinese pangolin), 2815 nucleotides. RefSeq names its product nucleoporin 54 (gene NUP54). The transcript has 13 exons. NCBI's taxonomy places the organism in Eukaryota, Metazoa, Chordata, Mammalia, Pholidota, Manidae. The record is from RefSeq and is a predicted model, not a curated record. Gene Ontology annotation, biological process: protein localization to nuclear inner membrane; nuclear pore organization; NLS-bearing protein import into nucleus. The coding region runs from base 111 to 1667 and encodes 518 amino acids. Gene Ontology annotation, molecular function: structural constituent of nuclear pore. Gene Ontology annotation, cellular component: nuclear pore central transport channel; nuclear pore.
CUAAAAGAAGCGGAAUGCAGUGAGCUGGGGCCGGUUUCCCCGCCGGAUCGAAAGGCUGAGUGCACCGAGUGUCGCGGGAGCAGCGUUUCGGUGUCCCCUGCUCCCGCGACAUGGCCUUCAACUUUGGGGCUCCGUCGGGUACCUCGGGCACCGCUGCAGCCUCCGCGGCCCCCGCGGGAUUUGGUGGGCUUGAGACUGCCAACUCCACCGCCAGUGGGUUUAAUUUUGGGGGUUUCGGAUUAACUGCUAAUCCUGCAGUGAACUUUAAUAUUGGGAAUUUCGGUGUUUCUACUACCUCGGCGACUCCUUUCAAUUUUGGUAACAGUCUGGCAAGUGCAGGUGGAUUUGGAGGAUUCGGGACAACAUCUACCACAGCAGGUUCUGCAUUCAGCUUUUCUGCUCCAACCAACACAGGCACUACAGGACUCUUUGGUGGCACUCAGAACAAGGGUUUUGGAUUUGGUACUGGUUUUGGCACAACUGGAACUAGUACUGGUUUGGGUACUGGUUUGGGAACUGGACUGGGAUUUGGAGGAUUUAACACACAGCAGCAGCAAACUACAUUAGGUGGUCUCUUCAGUCAGCCUGCACAAGCUCCUACCCAGUCCAACCAACUGAUAAAUACUGCAAGUGCUCUUUCUGCUCCAACGUUAUUGGGAGAUGAGAGAGAUGCUAUUUUGGCAAAAUGGAAUCAGCUACAGGCCUUUUGGGGAACAGGAAAAGGAUACUUUAACAAUAACAUUCCACCAGUGGACUUCACACAAGAAAAUCCUUUUUGCCGAUUUAAGGCAGUAGGUUAUAGUUGUAUGCCCAAUAACAAAGAAGAAGAUGGGCUAGUGGUUUUAGUUUUCAACAAAAAAGAAACAGAUAUUCGAAGCCAGCAACAGCAGUUGGUAGAAUCAUUGCAUAAGGUUUUGGGAGGAAACCAGACCCUUACUGUAAAUGUAGAAGGUAUUAAAACAUUGCCAGAUGACCAGACGGAAGUGGUCAUUUAUGUUGUUGAGCGUUCUCCAAAUGGUACUUCAAGAAGAGUCCCAACUACAACAUUAUAUGCCCAUUUUGAACAAACCAAUAUAAAAACACAGUUGCAGCAACUUGGUGUAACCCUUUCUAUGACUAGAACAGAACUUUCUCCUGCACAGAUCAAACAGCUUUUACAGAAUCCUCCUGCUGGUGUUGAUCCUAUUAUCUGGGAACAAGCCAAGGUGGAUAACCCUGAUUCUGAAAAGUUAAUUCCUGUACCAAUGGUGGGUUUCAAAGAACUCCUUCGAAGACUGAAGGUUCAAGAUCAGAUGACUAAGCAGCAUCAAACCAGAUUAGAAAUCAUAUCUGAAGAUAUUAGUGAACUGCAGAAGAAUCAAACUACAACUAUGGCCAAAAUUGCACAAUACAAGAGGAAACUCAUGGACCUUUCCCACAGAACCUUACAGGUCCUAAUCAAACAGGAAAUUCAGAGGAAGAGUGGGUAUGCUAUCCAAGCUGAUGAAGAGCAGUUGCGAGUUCAACUAGAUACAAUUCAGUGUGAACUAAAUGCACCUACUCAGUUUAAGGGCCGACUAAAUGAACUGAUGUCUCAAAUCAGAAUGCAGAAUCAUUUUGGAGCAGUCAAAUCGGAAGAAAGAUACUACAUAGAUGCAGAUCUGUUACAAGAAAUCAAGCAGAUGUGAAAAGAGAGGUGCAGAAAAAUGAAGUAACUUGCACAAAAUUACCCAGAGAGAAAUGGCAGAGGAAAGACUCAAUGAAGCUGGGUCUGUGUGUCUACACAGCCCAUGUUCAUCCCACACCCAGCACAGUGGCUGCCUUUCAUGUAAGCAGUGUGCCUAGUAAGGCGCCAACAAGGGGACUGUGCAAACUCAGGUCCAGCAAGCUGAAGAGUUGAGGACACACAGGUGUGUCAUAGUGUCAUUAGAGGUUCAUUUCAAAGUUGUGGCCAAAUAAAUCCAACACCGAAAAUCUGGGUGAAUAUGAAAGUUGCUGGACCAUCUCUCCAGGCCUAUGUCUGUGCUUUCAGUGAUUAACUGUGAGCAUGCUGUUCCUGUACACAGCAUGCAGUUUCCAUAAACAGCAAUGUUAGGCAAAAGCUCAGUACUGUGUGGAUGGCUGUAAAGAGGCUAAAAAUCUAAUUUCUUUAACAAAUGAUCAUUCCAUAAUAACAAAACUGACCAAAAAUUGUUUCAAAACACUACAUGAGCUCAGAAGAAAGGAUUCAAGACAUGCACGCUGAGGUUUUGUGUUUUAUAGUCUUUACAGAUAUCUGCACAAGGUAAACAUGACAAGCAUUAGCCACAUUUGAAAUAUGGCAGUUUGGAGGCCUAGAGAAGUCUUAUUGUCCAUAGCUCUCUGGCAAAAUAUCAUGUCCACUUUUUGUUUUUUAAUUUAUUUUUCCUCCUUGUCUCUGGAAAAAAGUAUUUUAAAAUUAAGUUUCUAUUUUCUUCUUCUUCUGUAAGAAUAGGUUCCGAACCCUUUCUGAGGCACCUGACAGGAGCAGCACACUGUGAAGUUUCUCUGGUCUCAGAAACCCAUGGCCCCGCGAUGGCCUUGGCCUCAGAGCAAUAGCCUCACACUUUUUAAAUGUCCAUUUUCAUGGUCAUAUCUUAGAGGUAGGUUACAUCUGCCAAUGUAAAUAUACUGGAAAAACACUUGAGGAACCCCAAGUCUUAAGGAACAGGUACUUGAUCCUUAGUUAAAGACACCUGGUCCUUCACUAACUUAUGAGAUCUUGUGGUAAGUACAUAGGCUCCCCUGCAUGUCUAAUGGUGCCAAUUACAUCGAUAACCUCCAAAGUGGCAGCUUCCUCUCUGACAUGCCUACCAUU